AUGGCCACAGUUUUUGUUAAGUACAAGUUUACAACUUUCAGAAGCAAAAUUGCUCCAAAUGCCACUCUAAAUGACGUUCUCUCACAAAGUUUAGAUCAUUUCAAUGUAUCCAAGGAUGGAUCCUACCAUUUUUUGAGGAACGGUAAGAAAAUCGAAUUGAAUGUCCCAUGGAGGCUACUGAAUCUCCCUGCUGGUGCUAAGUUUGAGCUUAUUGACGUUGAAACGAAGGAGAACUCAGAGAAACCCAUCAAGAUACGAUUCCAAAUUGAUGGGUUCGGUUCAAUGAUUAGAGAGGUACAGGCUCAAGACGUAUUUCUAAAAACUUUACAAAGUUUGCAACAAGAAAAGAAGUGGGACUUUAAUUUAAGAGAUAUUAGUGUGCGUGUUUUCAACAAGGCAGUGUAUUAUUCAGAAUUGGAAAAUAUGUCAUUUGCAUCUUUAGGUUUUGUGGAACCAACGUCUGUUCGUAUUGGCUUCAUUGACGCUGCUGCUUCUAGCAUCCAGUUGAAAGAUACUGAAAUGGAAAAUCCAAUGCCAGAAGCUUCGGUUGCACCAAUAAAGGAAGAUGUGCAGGUCUCUCCAGAGCCACAUGUAAUUCACAAACCUACAGCAUACAUUCCAUCUGAGGAGUCAAUUAUAUCUCAAUUAAUAACACAAGACGAAGGCGAUGAUACUUAUGAGUUGACAGUCGACCAGGCAAGAAGAUAUCAGCAGAUUUUAAGUAACAAAACUGGCUCUUUAGGCGGACCACUUCUUACAAAAAGGUUAAGAGAACAAAGGGAACUAGAAAUGAGAGCGAAAAGAAAUGCCCUCAAGGAAUGUUUUAUAAGAAUUAAAUUUCCUGAUUUGACUUUCUUAGAAAUUGUUUUUAAGCCAUCAGAUACAAUGAAGAUUGUGUACAACGAAGUUUCAAAAGCAUUAAUUGAUGAAGAUAUGGAAUUCACUCUUUUCCAAACACAUCCAAUGAAAGAGCUCUCAGCUGACGACAGUUUAUUAGCAGAUGAUCUGGAAUUCGGUUCAAAAACUGUUUUAUUAUUCAAAUCAAUUAAUUCAAAUCAAGAACUUUUCCUACGAUCUUCCAUAUUGCAACACGCCAAGAAGCUAAAUGACUUAAAUGAGGUGAAAAUUGACCAAGGUUCAGUUUCAGCUACUAAGGUAGACGAUGAGAGCUCUACAAAAGUGUCGAAAACCAAAGCAUUGAAUAAAAUUCCAAAAUGGUUGAAGCUAGGUAAAAAAUGA
Kazachstania africana CBS 2517 is the source of this 1239-nucleotide messenger RNA. It is a transcript of the gene UBX4, whose product is annotated as Ubx4p. The transcript has a single exon. Gene Ontology annotation, molecular function: protein binding. The coding region runs from base 1 to 1239 and encodes 412 amino acids. Lineage: Eukaryota; Fungi; Ascomycota; Saccharomycetes; Saccharomycetales; Saccharomycetaceae. The record is from RefSeq and is a predicted model, not a curated record.